UGAGCAAUUACAAAUGAAAACAGAUGUUUGUUUGCUUAGAUUACUUGAGAUUUUGACACCCUUUUUGGUGGAGACUGAUCAGAGACUAAAACUGCAGCAGGUCGUCACACACACUGUGUUUAAAGUUCUUACUUUGAUUUACAAUUCAUUGUUUCAGCUGUGAAUAGAACCUCGACUAAGACAGCAGCUAAGAAUACGUGAAUUUUAAAGGGAAGAAUGGACCUUACAACCAGCAGUGUCACCAGCAAAUCCGCUGUUUCUUUCAGCAUGGAUAGUAUUCUUAGAAAAGGCGUUUUAGAAGAUGACGACACUGAAGUUUCGACGAUCACAAGUAGCCCUGAAGGAAAGACGCGUUUUCAGCCAUCCCCGACUCCCCGAGACGAUGGACAAAGUGACACAUCAGCUUCGCCUUGUGCAACGCCUGACGACUGCGGUCAAGAGAAGCUUUACCUCGGGGGGACCGAAGGUUCCUCACUCAAUACAUCCUCCGACAAAGGGGAUGAAGCCUCCGACGAAUCGUUCUCCUCCAAACCCCGAAAAAUCCGGAGAAGUCGGACUACAUUCACCACAUACCAGCUCCAUCAACUCGAACGUGCCUUCGAGAAGACUCAGUACCCGGAUGUUUUCACACGAGAGGAGCUUGCAAUGAGGCUUGAUCUCAGCGAGGCUAGAGUGCAGGUAUGGUUUCAAAAUAGACGCGCCAAGUGGAGAAAGCGGGAAAAGGCUAUGGGAAGGGAGAGUCCGAAUUUUCUUCAGUCAGAUUCUACACCAGGGCUUGGAGAUGUUGCUCCGCACAUUCCACACACAAUUAACUUUCCAAGUUCUCCGGAACAUCUCUGGUCUCUUCGAGUCUCCCAUCUAACGGGAAUGAACCCCAUGCUUGCCCUGUAUCAACAAAACGUUGGAAAUCUUGCCUCUCAUCAACUUCAUGGAAAAUUUCCAUUUGGCGGGCUCUUCCCAAGUUACCCAGUAAGCUCAAAUACUUUCGGCUUUCCAGGACUUUUUUUCGGUGGAAACAGUCCCUCUUCCUCCGGAAUUGCUAGUUCCGGUGCAGGGCGCUUACCUUUAAGUCAGGAAUCUCUGGAUCUAAGGAUUUCCAGCAUUGACAAUUUAAGAAUCAAAGCUAAGGAACAUUGUGCAGCUACCUCUGAGAAACACCCAUUUUUGUCUUAAUUUUCCGAGGCAAUGUCUGCGAUGAGUGUGUCUGUAUGGAGUACAGACCGGUAUAAUGUACGAUUUUUAAGGGUGCUAGUACAGUAAUGCGAACUUAGACAGUUUAUGGCUGUCUGCUUUCCUACAGUUUUGUCCAUAUAUGUAUCUCCACAACUGACGAUGUAUGUGCUUUAGAUGGCGGUUGCCAAGUAUACAUUCCAAAUCAGUCCAACAUUAUUACACAUUCUGAAAUGAAAUCACUGAAAACUUUGAUUUGGUAUUUGUCAGAUGACAAAACAUCCUAUUCCAGUGCUUAUUUAUUGCUUUUUUGUUUGUGUUGUUAAAUUGUUGACUAGUGAAUUGUUGUAGUGUUAUGAUUAAUCUGAAUAAAAUAAUUAGUUCAUCUUCA
Molecule: messenger RNA, 1561 nt
Organism: Ostrea edulis (European flat oyster)
Lineage: Eukaryota; Metazoa; Mollusca; Bivalvia; Ostreida; Ostreidae
Product: retinal homeobox protein Rx1-like
Exons: 4
Coding region: 217-1173 (318 amino acids)
Biological process (GO): regulation of transcription by RNA polymerase II
Molecular function (GO): DNA-binding transcription factor activity, RNA polymerase II-specific; RNA polymerase II transcription regulatory region sequence-specific DNA binding
Source: RefSeq, a predicted model, not a curated record